Molecule: messenger RNA, 1450 nt
Organism: Cheilinus undulatus (humphead wrasse)
Lineage: Eukaryota; Metazoa; Chordata; Actinopteri; Labriformes; Labridae
Gene: arhgef39
Product: Rho guanine nucleotide exchange factor (GEF) 39
Exons: 12
Coding region: 63-1292 (409 amino acids)
Biological process (GO): positive regulation of cell migration
Cellular component (GO): plasma membrane
Molecular function (GO): guanyl-nucleotide exchange factor activity
Source: RefSeq, a predicted model, not a curated record
GCUGUGAAAAGAGCGCCUUGAUUAAAAGCGGAGACGUUAGCGGAAGCAUCCUGGUCUCCAUCAUGAGUUUCUUCUCAGGUCCGUCCAGUCUUCCGGGCUGCACCAGUAUCCAGCAGCAGAGAGAGCGCUGGGAGAGGAAACGCAGCCGGACAGCUAAAGAGCUGGUUCAGAGUGAGCAGAGAUACUGUCAGCAGCUCCAGCUCGUCAACACGUACUUUGUGGAGAUCCUAAAGGCCAAAGGAACCCUGAAGCCAGACAUUAGAGAAAAGAUCUUCAGCUCAAUUAAAGCCAUCCAUUCAGUGAAUCAAGCUCUGCUGGUCCAUUUAGAGAACGGUUAUAUUGGUAGAGGCUUCACUCAAUUCUGUCCUCACCUCAGUCACUACAACACCUACGUGGACAACAUCUACAACUCCAGCAAAGUACUCCGGAUCCAGGUGAAAAAGAAUAAAGCCUUCAGACGUUUUAAGAAACUUCAGGAAGACCGACCGGAGUUCAACAACCAAACACUGGAGGAUUUACUACAACUUCCUGUCCUAAGGAUUGACCAGUACAAACACUUCCUGCAGGACCUGGCAGCCAACACGAGUCCAGACAACCCUGAGUUUCAGCAGAUUUCAAGCGCGGUGGAUGCAGUGAGCGAGGUGUCCCAGCAUAUCCAGAACAAUACUCGGCGCCAUGAGAACCACCUGCAGCUGUGCCGGGUGCAGAAACUGCUGAAGGGGCGAAAGACAAAGGUGUUGGCUGCAGGGCGUUGGUACAUCCGUGAGGGCUGGCUGAAGACGGUUCCUCCCAAAGGUAAAGAAGCCAAACCAAAGAUGUUCUUCCUGUUCUCCGACAUGCUGCUGCAGGCCAAACGCUGUAGUCCGCUGCAUCCCACCAACGGGGACAAGUUUGCCGGUCAGCACGCCUACCCUCUGCACGACUGCAACGUGGAGAAAGUGUUCGGACACACCCGGAGCCAGGGCGGCCUGCUCAGCCUGACGUUCCCUGAGGCCAAACUUCUGCUGAUGUCCAACAACCAGGAAGAUCUGAAUGACUGGUACCAGAGCCUCUCCUCUGCUGUCAGGAAGCUUCAGAAUCAAGACAACGUGUAUCUCAGAGACGAUAGGAACAGGAAACCAGAGAGAGAUGCUCACAACAACAGGAAGAGGAACAUGGUGAGUAGUGACAGCACUGAGCACGCUCAGGCGUCUGCAGCAGAGUGGGAGAGUAGCGCCCCCAAGAGGAUGAAGCAGGCUGAUGCAGCAGAGAACAAUGGUGCAGAGACGUCGUCCAGCUGUGUCAUCCUCUGAUCAACAAGCUCUUCUGCAGAUCAUCACAGACUUCAGACGGACGUUUGAACCAAAAACAACUCUAAAACAGCUACACAUCUGUGCCUUUAACAUGUUUUUUAUCUAACUGCAGCUUCUGCUCUUCAAGUGCAAUAUAAACCUUAUUUAUGUGCUGCUUU